This is a messenger RNA of Brassica napus (rape), 3391 nucleotides long. RefSeq names its product phosphoinositide phosphatase SAC5-like. The transcript has 15 exons. NCBI's taxonomy places the organism in Eukaryota, Viridiplantae, Streptophyta, Magnoliopsida, Brassicales, Brassicaceae. The record is from RefSeq and is a predicted model, not a curated record. The coding region runs from base 239 to 2578 and encodes 779 amino acids. Gene Ontology annotation, cellular component: intracellular membrane-bounded organelle. Gene Ontology annotation, molecular function: phosphatidylinositol-3,5-bisphosphate 5-phosphatase activity. Gene Ontology annotation, biological process: phosphatidylinositol dephosphorylation.
AGCAAACACUAAAGUUUUUUUUUACCUUUAAAAAAAUUUCCUCCGAGGCUCCGACCUGGUCACAUCCUCGACGGCUCCACUCUUCUAUCUUCUUCAUCCUAUAGUCUUCGUCUUGUUAUUUGCUUCGCAAAUUCUGUAGAUUCUUGUGAGAAAAUCUAUUUGACUUCUCGUUCUUGACUUCUUGUUAUCUCGUCUGGUCUGCUCGGGUUUCUCUUUUGGUCUGACGGGAUCGGAGCCGAUGCUCAAAUUGGUUGACUUGCCCGUUCUUCACAAAUUCACGCUCUACCGCACUCGCACGAACUAUUACUUGAUUGGGAGAGACGAGAAGAAAACCUUUUGGAGGAUUCUUAAGAUAGAUCGAACCGAGCCAAACGAGUUGAAUUUAUUCGAAGAUCCUACAAGGUAUACGCGUGACGAAAUCACCCAACUUAAGAAAUGGAUUAGUCGAGGGAACCAGAAGUAUGGUGGCCUUAGAGCAGAGACAACUUGCUAUGGACUCAUUGGGUUUGUGAAAUUCUUGGGGCCCUAUUACAUGCUUGUGAUUAAAAGAAGAAAGAAAGUGGGCGAGAUCUGCGGACAUACUGUUUAUGGUGUAGUAGAGAGUCAAAUGAUCAUGAUUCCAUAUCCUUCCAGGAAAACGAUAGAUGCUGAUUCUUCAGCCGAGCGAAAGUACAAGAAGCUCCUAAACAUGGUGGAUCUUAGCAAAGACUUCUACUUCAGCUACACAUAUCACCUCAUGUAUAGCCUCCAAAAGAACAUAUGCAACACUGAGAGAGGAAAAAUUCACGACGAAACCAUGUUCGUGUGGAAUGAAUACUUAACACACGGGAUCAGAAGGAUCCUUCAGAAUACCGUAUGGACAGUUUCACUUGUAUAUGGAUUCUUUCAACAGACUAAAUGUUUAGUAUCUGAUGAACAAUUUAUACUGACUGUCAUUGCUCGUCGUUCACGCCAUUAUGCUGGUACAAGAUAUUUAAGGCGUGGUGUAAAUGAGGAAGGCAGCGUAGCCAAUGAGGUUGAGACAGAGCAGAUUGUUACCAAAGAGGUUCCAGAGGGACAGAAAAUUCCAAUUACAUCAGUCGUGCAGAUGCGAGGCUCCAUACCCCUAUUUUGGUCACAGAAACCAUCUGUGUUCAACCCACAACCCAACAUAAUAUUGAACAACAAGGACCGGAGUUACGUGGCCACUCAACUCCACUUUGAGAAUCUGAAACAGAGAUAUGGAAAGCUUAUAAUCAUCUUGAAUCUUCUAAAAGCAGGAAAGCAUCGGGAAAACAUCUUACGGGAAGAGUUUGAAAAGGCAAUCUUGUUUAUCAACGGAGGCACCAGGAGGGAGAACCAUUUAAUAGCGAACCAUUUUGAUCUAAACAAACACUACAAAAGUGGAGCCGAUCGUGCAUUCGAGCUCUUGUGUGCCGAUGGGAAGGAAGCAUUGGAAUCAAUUAACUUAUUUUUCGGUGAGGCUCCUUCAGGCAUAGGAGCUGAUGGCGUAAUUAACGACAUAUUUUUCAAUAGCCCUAUUCUGAAUCGAGAUGAAGAGGCAACUAGCUCAAAACAAGAAGCUUUGAAGGCAAAUAUAUUCAUGCGUCAAACUGGGGUCUUUAGGUCAAACUGCAUAGACUGCUUGGAUCGUACUAAUGUUGCUCAGUUGGCCCAUGGAUUGGUAGCUCUUGCUCAUCAGCUGCAGAAAUUGGGUAUCAGAGGACCUCCUAUCGUCGAUAAGAACACUCCUUUGGGAAAGAAAUUGAUGGAAGUUUAUGAAAAUAUGGGUGAUGCAAUUGCAAUGCAGUAUGCUGGCUCGGACGCACACAUCAAGAUGUUCAGUGCUCUUAGAGGUGACUGGAACAUAGUAAAGAAGAACCGUGAUAAGAUCAUAGCUUUGCGUCGCCACUUAUACAACACCUUUCAGGACAGCGAAAAGCAGAACGCCAUAAAUGUGUUCUUGGGGAAAUUCAAGCCUCAGUUGGGGAAGCCAGCACUGUGGGAGUUGCGCUCUGACCAGCAAAACACUAUGAGAAAUAGUUCUAACUUGAAUAUCAAUAAUCUGAGGCCAAAUCAUUCAAGAUCUUUUUCCGAUAACCUCAUCUUGGGGAGUUUGGAUCUGAAGGAGCUGGUACAAGAAAAUCAUCAGCCUUCACGUGCAGGGUUAAAUAGUGGCUGGGAAACCACUUCAAACGGUGGCUGGGAAACCACUUCAGAAGUUGGAUUCUGUGAAGAAGAACCAUCUUCUUCAAGAGUCCACUCAGUUAUUCGCGAUGAAGAUAAUUUGAGAAGAAUAGGAUCAAGGCAGAUGUUUCUAGAGGUUGACUCUACGUCUGAUUCUCACGGGCUCGAAGAUGCACCUGGUCUUUCACACUCAUACAAUGCUACAUUCAUUACGGCAGAGGAAAUGUUUGAACGUUGCAGCUCCACGUCGUCAGACUUAAUUAUUGAGGUAUUUUCUUUCAUAACCAUAUCAGUCUUAAGUAUUGAAGUUACUUGUUAUUACAAGUUGUCAGUUUUGGCAAACAAAGACACUGACUCAGGUGGGGGUUUUCCAUCUUUAUUAGGUUCCUUCAGGUCCAAUUUCCAUCUUUAAGGGCGUCUCAGAUGAUUUCGCUCAGUGGGUGGAAGAAGGAAGAACAUUGUAAAGGGUGUGGAGAUAAAACUGUGCUAUGCUGAGGAAGUAAACGUUGGUUACUUGGCAGGUACGGCAGGGUUGGACAGAUAUGUUUACAUGAAGCAUACAAUAAUAGCCGCAUCUUUUUUAAAUACCGACUCAGCUUUGUAAAAGGUCCUCGUUUGUUGUUUCUCCGAAAUUGAUUUAUAUCUUUGAUUUUUGUUAUAUAGAAAGGGUGUGGUUUGUUUAGUUUUGUAGUCAUUUGUUGCUGCCCAAUGCUCAAAAAAGUGUGUGAUAAGAAAACGUUGGAAGUAAGAGCAUAUCCAUCUCCAUUGGAGGGGUUUACAAGUAGAGUAUCUCACAAACAAAUAGUUGUAUUUAGGUGAAUGAGUAUCCGGUUUAGGAUAGUUAUAGGUAUUUUUCAUGCCAAUCCGAUUGUGUUAAACGGACUUACUAACUUUGCCUUCAAAUUAGUUAGGAAGAGCCUAGCUUAGGUCUUGAUUAGUAGAGCAUUAGCAUAAGCAUUAUCUCUACGUUAUCCAAUCAACAUUUGUUAUAAAAUCAUCUACAAAAGCAUUUACCAAAUGCUAAUGCUCUAUGAAUGCUCUUUGACCAAUGCUCUCGUAUUAAAAUUUUGUUAGAGCAUUUGCAUUUAUAAUUCAUAAAAUUAAGAAAAAAAUAUAAUUAAUUAAAGUGUUUUAUUUAGUAAUAUCAUAAAAUUAUUUUUAUAUCCAUAAAAUAAAAUUUACAUUUUAAAAUAAAUUUACAAUAAAUUAAAUAUAUAUAUAUAUA